Messenger RNA from Lineus longissimus, 2598 nucleotides. Its product is annotated as glucose-6-phosphate exchanger SLC37A4-like. Gene Ontology annotation, molecular function: glucose 6-phosphate:phosphate antiporter activity. The record is from RefSeq and is a predicted model, not a curated record. Lineage: Eukaryota; Metazoa; Nemertea; Pilidiophora; Heteronemertea; Lineidae. Gene Ontology annotation, biological process: glucose-6-phosphate transport; phosphate ion transmembrane transport. The transcript is spliced from 10 exons. Bases 604 to 1941 code for a protein of 445 amino acids. Gene Ontology annotation, cellular component: endoplasmic reticulum membrane.
CUCACAUCGCGUCGUCAUUUUGGGCAGUUAACAUCCUCUUUUUCCAAGUAACUCAAAUAAAGACAACAAAAACCAGUUGAUGGAUAACGUUCUUCAAUUGUCCUUUUAUCUGUAAACUACCACCAAAACAUAUAACUAUUACUAUUUAUUAUGAAUGUGAUCAUUUAGUAGGCCUAUGUAUUUUUUUUUAUGUGUCCGAAAAUAGAAAACUUUCUUUCCUGCGAGCACAAAUUCGUAAAAAAAUAUUUUGACUUUUAAACUUCACGCUCCUGUGCGCAAGUGAAACCACAACAGAACUUGGCUCUCAGAGCGGGCAAUUCAAAGAUCAAUGUUCGGUAAAUUUUGAUACCAUUACUAGAGGUGCUGUUUUUGCUCAUUAUUAGGGAAUCCUUGCAUAAUUUCAUUCUCAAAAUCACUGUUUUUCAGUACAAGACAUCUCCAGUAGGAUCAAUUUGAUGAGCUAACAGGACUCAGUAUUCCCUGUAUUCUGUGAAAACGUGUCGCACUGCACGAUAACCAAUAUUGUUACACGAGGACUCCCUAAAGAUUCAUGACCGACUGAUCAGAAGAGAUUUCACCUUGAGAACUUUUUUUGGUGUAACCAUGUCUUGGACCAUCAGGCAGUAUCAGAUGUCUGUGUUUCUCUCCAUGUAUGUUGGAUACUUGGGGUAUAAUCUAAACAGAAGAUCCCUUAGUUACAUAAUGCCAGCCUUUAUGAAAGCCGAAGGAUUGGACAAGAGUGAUUUAGGUUUAAUCAGUAGCAGCCUGAUGAUCGCGUACGCAAUAAGUAAACUUAUUGGUGGAGUUCUAUCUGACCAGAUCAACCCAAAGCUACUCUUUAUCAGUGGACUUAUGUUGUCAGGAUUUGCUACUUUUAUCUUUCCAUAUGGUGGUGUCUUGCCAAUGUAUUGUGCCUUGCAGUUUCUGAAUGGCUUUGCUCAGGGAGUCAGCUGGCCAUCGUGUGCUAAGCUACUUAGAAAGUGGUAUGCUCCAUCCCAGUUGGCCACCUGGUGGGGUAUCUUGUCAUCAUCCUCCAACCUCGGAGGAAGUGUUGCACCAAUCAUUGUCUCCUAUAUGAUCCAGCAUAUGGGUUGGGUGUCAUCAGUGCAGUCAUUGGGCUGUCUGACUGUCGUCCUCCCGUUAGUUUUCAUCUUCACCAUGUGGGGUUCACCAAAGGAUGUCGGGCUGACAGACUUCCCCACGGGACAUGAAGACAUUGGUCCAGUGGAUUCAGGAGAGGACAGUCAGAAUGAUAAAAAAGCUCCUACAAAACCCUCAGAGACUGGUACCAUUGUAUGGCUUGAUCUUCUGAAGAAUCCUUACCUUCUGCUGUUGACUGCUGGAUAUAUGUUGGCAGGCUUGAUCCGGGCAAGUUGCAAUGACUGGGGACAAUUACUGCUCAUGCAGCAGUAUGGCCAUACUCAGUACAUGGCGAGUGCAUUCAACAGUAGUUUUGAAGCUGGUGGAUUGACAGCGUCAUUUGUAACUGGGUACAUUGCUGAUAGAUUAAUGAAGUCUCGAAAAAGUGAUGUUGGUAGCCCCAGGAUGCUGGUGGUCAUCGGCUCUCUUCUUAUCACUGGCGUCUUCCUGUUUUUGCUGGGAUUUUUCACAAGCUCAGAGUCGAAUUAUGUUUUUGUUACGUUCGUCAGUUUUAUGAUUGGUGGUGGAGUUUUCUCUUUGGUGACACUAUACGGUGUGAUGUCCACAGAGGCCAGCCCUCCAGAGCUCAGUGGAACAGCCCAUGCUAUAGCAGCACUGGGAGCCAACAGUGGCUAUGUCCUCGGUGGCUACCCAGUGACGCUGAUAGCAAAGUAUAUUGACUGGACCGGUGUGUUCAUCAUGUUAUCUGUUGCUACUCUUGCUAUGAUGAUCAUCACAGCUUUGUUGAGAGAUCUUCAAUCUCCCGUUCGUGCACGGAGUAUGGACAAGAAAACAAACUAAAACAUGGUGCAAGUCCGGCUGCAGCGACAGUGACAGUUUGUGUUAGGCUGAGUUUGCAUACAGUUCACGUUGUCACUUGUAAUGUGUCAAUUUUCAUAUGACAUGACAAAAUAAACAUGUCUAUGCCAAAGAGGGGGCUGCAUAUGAUACACAACAUCAGUCUUCACCCUCAUGUAUUGUCAUGUCAUGUUUUAAAGGCCUGAGUCAGUGAAUGAACAUGCUUGCGACAGGAGACAAUAUGAAUCCUAUGUUAACCAGCCUAAAAGAUGUUUUUAUGACUGAAAAUGGUCUCAUUUUAUAGUCUCAUUUGGACAAUCUUUAGAUGGUGCUGUACAGGGUGAACCAAAUCGUAGCUCAAACUGAUCAUUAAUUUUCUUUGACUUCACUGUAGUAUACAAGACCAAAGAAUAGAAAAAAUGUAUUGUCAAAGUGAUCAUAUGUUGAAUGAACAAACUGAAAAGUUUUUAUGACAUGCGUCCCAAGGUUUUCAUUGGGAUAUAACCAAUAGCAGCAGUGUAUGACCACCAAUAGCUUUUAGAAAGGUUUGCUAAUAUGAAACUUGUGGACCUGUCUGACAAGAUCAAAAUAACUUGUGAGAUUUUAAGUUUGAAUAUAUGUACAAUGUACACUGUUGUUGUGUCUGUUGUGAAAGCUACA